AUGUUAUUUUUUAAAAAACGUAAGAUUAUUGUUUUGGCCGUUUUCAUCGCUGUAGUGGCGCGGGCAGCCGUCCCAUCCAAAAACAGGGAAGCAAAGAUUUUGCGCUAUGAUGUAGAUAACAUUGGACUCGGAAACUACAGAUACGCUUAUGAACAAACAGAUGGCACAGGACAGAAACAAGAAGGAGUAAUCACAAACGAAGGGCGCGAAGAUGAGGCUAUAGUCAAAGGUUAUUUUUCGUGGAGAGCACCAGAUGACAUGUUGUACACUGUGACAUACACCUCUGGUGUCGAAGGUUACAAGCCAACGUUGGAGGUUUUCCGGAUUGGAAUUAAAAAGGGGCAGGCAUUGAAGGUGAUUUCUGCUACUCUGAAUUCGCAUGCGCUUGUUUCACUAUUAGGUUAA
Molecule: messenger RNA, 405 nt
Organism: Pieris macdunnoughi
Lineage: Eukaryota; Metazoa; Arthropoda; Insecta; Lepidoptera; Pieridae
Source: the annotation of a GenBank genome assembly